AUGAACCCCACACGCCUCCGCACACGCUUAUCACAGCAUACAUCACUUCAAAUACACCCGCCAACACCGCGCCUCUCACAUCGUCCAGCCCUCCGACGACCACCACCACCGCCAACAUCCCAAAGACCCCAAUCGCACGCAUACAGCACACGCACCGACUCUCUCCCGAAAAUCAUUCAACCGUCCUUCUGGGCCUCUCUCCUUCCCAAAUCCCUACCCUUCCGCUCUUCACAAUCUUCCGCCUCGGCGUCAAACUCGCGAGAAUGGAACCCCGCCUCCUUCUACAUAAUCAUCUUCAUCCUGAUCGGGUCGCAGGCGAUUCGGAUGAUUGCGCUGAAGAAUGAAUACACGGGGUAUUUGCGCAGCACGGACGCGAAGAUCCGGCUGUUGAGGGAGGUUAUUGGGAAGGUGCAGAGGGGUGAAGAGGUUGAUGUGAAGAAGUUGCUGGGGACGGGCGAGGAGAGGGUUGAGAGGGAGUGGGAUGAGGUCCUGAGAGAAAUUGAGCGCGAGGAUUCAUUGUGGCAUCAAAAGCAGAAGAAGGCCGAGGAAGAUGCGGCUGAGAAGGCGCAGGCUGAUAGACGUGCCCAGUUGCAGGAACAGGCGGAUAAGGAUCCCGCUGUACCUGCGGUUGAUGCGGCAGACGAGUCAACCGCGAAGGAUAACCAAGCGAAGCGGAAAGUGAGCUUCUUCUAG
Molecule: messenger RNA, 693 nt
Organism: Aspergillus puulaauensis
Lineage: Eukaryota; Fungi; Ascomycota; Eurotiomycetes; Eurotiales; Aspergillaceae
Product: DUF5321 domain-containing protein
Exons: 2
Coding region: 1-693 (230 amino acids)
Source: RefSeq, a predicted model, not a curated record